Messenger RNA from Aspergillus fischeri NRRL 181, 2631 nucleotides. RefSeq lists its product as uncharacterized. Bases 1 to 2631 code for a protein of 876 amino acids. The transcript has a single exon. The record is from RefSeq and is a predicted model, not a curated record. NCBI's taxonomy places the organism in Eukaryota, Fungi, Ascomycota, Eurotiomycetes, Eurotiales, Aspergillaceae.
AUGUCUCUCAUCAAGACCUUCUCCGUCCGCCUCCAAUCCAACGAAUGGGGCCAAGGAGACCAGUCGAGUGACAGUUCGCCUCAAAGCCCAUUGUUCGCUUUCUCCGCACCAGAAUCUGAUGACGGUACCACUUCUUACAAUUCAGGCACUCCUGAGGGAGACGUCUUUACCGCAGCGAGAGAAUCUCGCAUCAGCUCUCAGGAUGCAACUGUGUCUUCUUCCCUUGAAGCCGUUGCAGGCUGCGGCAACGACGGGGAAUUUGAGCCCUCGUCGCACCUCUUCUCCUCCGCACCCAAUCUCUCUUCUGGACUGCGCUUGAAUGUUGCAGAUUGUGCCGACUGGAUCAAGAUGCAGAACCCAGGCCGGAAGAGGAGUGCAUCUGACGCAUCCCUUACUGAUUCUGGGUCUGAUUCAGAGCGAACCAAGACUUCCGGCAUGAAACCGUCCGCAAAGUGCAUCAUCAGCGACGUUGGCGGUGUUAAAUCAGCCCUGGAGCCUGAUAAGCGGACUCAAAGUGCAAGCGAGGGGAAGGAAGGAGCGCUCCAGCCUUCAAUCCAGUCUUCAGAGCGGAACUCUCCCAGGAAACAUUCCAGAACACUUAGCAUGAUCCCGAAGCCCGUAACUCGGCUGGACAAGGACGUGGCGAGAGGUACAGUCUCUAUUCCAGCGCCAAAUGGGUUGCAAGAUACAUCAAUCGCUGCACAUAGUAAAAAGCCUACUGAAGAGGAAGAUGCUCCCACUCCAACCGAGACAACUAUGACUGAAACAUUCCGCAGAAAGUGGGGAGACUCUGACUUCUUCGUCACGUCAACUCCUGAGACGUCUCCAGGCUCUCUUGAAGCGAAUGAAUCUGUGGCUACAGAAGAUACUAAGGGCCCAAGAUACAACUCUGACACGGACUCCCCUGAGGCGACCCUUGGCAUGCACAAUGUCCUAGGUGGUCUUCGUAUUCAAACAGAGUCCGAGGGUGUGACAAUCACCGUUGACCAACACGUUGAGCCGGAAACGUUGAGCCAUAAUUCCGAUCGAGACAUGACGGCACCUAAAACCCCGGUUUCAGAGCACGAUGAUGCGGACCAAACUCUGGCGCAUGAUCCUAAAGAUCACCUAGCCUGCGAUUGCGAAGACUACCAAUCGUCCAUGAGCGAGCCCAAACUCGACUUUAAAAAUGGAAUCCUCUUCAUUCGAAACCCUGAAAAUGUUAGGCCAGCAAUAUACAAGUUCACCGUGACUGUGUCUGUCCUUCUUGAGAAAGACAAGUCGAAAGGAUGGAGUAAUCUGGUCAUUCCUGGUCUUCCUAGGAUGAGGGCUGGCGAGAGUGGAUUUUUCCUAUUUCAGAUCCCCGAGAAACAUGGCUUAGAGUUCCGCACUACCAACUUGCAGCGGUACAAGAUAGUGGAGAACUGCUUCUUCGCUGAGUUCGUCAACCACGGAGACCUUGUCGUUCCUUUACGGGUCUGCGACCAGAAAUUCUACGGCAUCGUCAAGGACUUCACCGUGGACCAGGAGAUUCGAGCCGACUAUCAAGUCAUUGCCAGCACCGAUCAUGAAGGAAAGGGCAUUCAACCAGCUGUGAUGAUAAAUUACACUGCCAUGUGCUCCUUGAGGCUGCAUAAUCGCUGCUUCUGGGCGGAAAAGUGUUGCUUCUUCCUACGUUUGGAUGGCGGCCCUGAGGGUCGUUUUCAUUGCCGGCUUGAGCCUCAGGAGACGGGCUUGCAGAUGAUUAACUUGGAAAACAAAGGAAUUCCAGUCAGCGUUUCGUACCUCCAGGUCAUUUGCUCUCCCAAAGACUUGGAUAUGUUUGGUGUGACUUGGAAGGUCAAGCUUCCUGGCCAACAAGCUGUAAACUGGCUACCACGGAUCUACCCAGUCUCGUCAACCACUUGUGAGAGUAACAGGAAUGAUCUUCGUCAAAUAUUCACUGAGCUGGAAGCGGAGUACCGCAAGGAAACAGCACACCAACUUGCAAGGGUAGUGGGGUUCGAUCGGGAAGGUGUCCGGGGGCAGCACAACGCAGAUGACUCGGAAGAUCGCGAAGAAGAUCUUGUUCAGUCAGGAAAGGAUUUCUUCGACGAGCCAUUUCCGCCUGAGGCAAAGUCCCAGACGUUGAGGACGUCGUUCGCGAACGUAGUGGCAGACUCCAUGGCAUAUUGCAUGCAAAGCUUAGUCAUAAGCCUUUGUAUCUCGAUGGUCUGGGUGAUCCUCACAUCUUAUCUUGAGAUCCCUCCUUGCCCCAGCGUGUCGAAUUGUGUUCUGAGAGAAUCAGACACGAACUUGACUGUUGCAAACAGCGAGCUACUCGGACUAGCUUUUCCAAGCGAUGAAGACCGGGAUUCUCGGCCUGAGCUAUUGGAUAAUGAGCUUGCGCCAGAGCGAGCCAUUGCGAGCGACACGCCUGAAAUCAUUCAACGGACUUAUGUGGCAGACGUCGGUUUAAAUGGUCAGGAAUCUGGACAAGCGGCUCACGAUGAGACAGAGGACAUUCGCGAGAAUGUUGUGGAAGACAAGGACACGCCAACAGCGAGUGUCAAGUCUGGUAGCAGCCGUGAUGAAGAUCAAGGUCAUUUCUCCCUCAGGGAUAGAAUCGAUUACUGGCUUGGAUGGAUGGGACCCGUUGGCGACGAGCUCUAG